AAGAAAUUUUAUACGAAUAUCAGUGUAAAACGAGUUACGCCUCAGUUUCCAUCAUGUUAAGGUUCGAAACUAGAGCAGUGCAUGGUGGCCAAGUUCAAAGAAAAUUAGAAAAUAAACCCAAUCUUCUACCAAUUACAUUGGAUACUUUUGAAGAUGAGGCAAGUGUGGCAGAAAAUAGCAAUAAACAAGCUUUGGAAGAGCACAUCGCUUCGCUAGAAUGUGCCAAAUAUGCGUUAUGUUUUCCAUCUGGAUUGGGAGCUGUCACCUCGAUAAUUCAAUUGUUAAACGAAGGAGAUCAUGCAAUAAUCUUCGAUUCAGUUUAUCACGGUACAAGAACUUAUUUGAAAAUAUGUGAAGAUACUGGAAGAGUGAAAGUCACGUUUGCUGAUUUACGUGAUCUCAAAAAUCUGGAAAAAAACUUGAAGGAAAACACUAAAUUGGUGUGGAUUGAGACGCCAUGUAAUCCUACGAUGAAAAUCCUUGAUAUUAAAGGCAUCGCAGACUAUCUAAAACCUCGCAAAGAUGUAUUGUUAGUUGUGGAUAACACAUUUAUGUCAGCGUAUUUCCAAAAUCCUGUAGUGCUUGGUGCAGACAUUGCUAUGCAUUCACUGACAAAAUACAUGAAUGGUUACUCCGACGUAAUUAUGGGUGCUAUGGCGACAAACAGUGAAACAAUUUACAAAAAGCUGAAGGAGAACCAGAAAUCUAUAGGUAAUUUACCCUCGCCUAUGGAUUGCUUCUUAGUUCUUAGAGGGCUAAAAACUCUACAUCUGAGGAUGGAAAAGCACGCUGAAAAUGCUUUGCAAAUUGCAGAAUUUCUAGAACGUCAUCCCAAAGUGGAAAAGGUUUUCUAUCCCGGUCUCGCAAGUCAUCCUCAGCUUGAAUUAUCCAAAAAGCAAAGCAAGGGAUUUGGGGGCAUGGUUUCUUUUUGUAUCAAAGGUGGCACAUCUGAAGCCAUGUCUUUUGUUCAGGCGCUUAAAGUGUUCACGCUAGCUGUCAGUCUAGGUUCGGCCGAAAGUUUAGUGGAAAUACCGUCGUUGAUGACAGCCAGUCCUUUGAGUAAAGAGUUACGGAAAGAACUGGACAUCACAGAUAACUUGAUCCGUAUGUCUGUUGGUUUGGAAUCUGCAAAAGACUUGAUAGAAGACCUCGAGCAAGCUUUAGAUGCGGUUUAAAAGAAAAAUGUUCAUUGUUUCCUCUUUUUAUUUGAAGACGGUUUCUGAAUCAACAUCGUGUGUUACAAUAAAGUUAUUAAUUACUUGAGAAAAA
This is a messenger RNA of Stegodyphus dumicola, 1269 nucleotides long. RefSeq names its product cystathionine gamma-lyase-like. The record is from RefSeq and is a predicted model, not a curated record. NCBI's taxonomy places the organism in Eukaryota, Metazoa, Arthropoda, Arachnida, Araneae, Eresidae.